Arachis duranensis is the source of this 1441-nucleotide messenger RNA. RefSeq lists its product as uncharacterized. The transcript has 6 exons. Gene Ontology annotation, molecular function: serine-type endopeptidase activity. Gene Ontology annotation, cellular component: membrane; mitochondrial inner membrane peptidase complex. NCBI's taxonomy places the organism in Eukaryota, Viridiplantae, Streptophyta, Magnoliopsida, Fabales, Fabaceae. The coding region runs from base 576 to 1007 and encodes 143 amino acids. Gene Ontology annotation, biological process: mitochondrial respiratory chain complex assembly. The record is from RefSeq and is a predicted model, not a curated record.
GGAACUCUAGCGAGGAACCCUAGCCCUCCAGCGCCGCCGCCGUUCCCAGAUCGUCAGCGCCGCCGCCGUCCCCAGGUCGUCAGCACCGCCGUUCCCAGGUCGUCGAACCCUAACCCAGUAACUCGGCUGGUACUCUUCAUCUUCGCUGGCUUCUCGGCCCGGAACCCAGAACCUUGCUUUCUAGUCUCCCCUUUCAAGUUCACUGCAGAGCGGCAGAGGUUGUGCCAAAGCUCUUCCCAUUCUUCCUUGAAAACCCUAGCUUUCAUCGCGCCGCCGGUGGCCUCACCAUCGCCGCCUGGUUCAUCGUGGUUGUUCGCCAUUCCUCGUGGUUCAUCUUGCUCGAAGGCCCUCCCGUUCGACCAACGCCAACGUCUCCAGGUUCUGCUCUGCUGUCUUCCGUCCGUCGUGUUCAUCGCCAGCUCGCCAGCAUUCGUGGCCAGCUCCCCGUCGUUCGUCGCCAGCUCACCAGUGUUUGUCGCCAGCUUCCCGUCGUCCGUCGCUCUCCCGCAAAUCUCUGGUCACUGCCCUCGCCGAAGAUGGUUUUCAUACAUUUGGCAUAACAAGCACUUGAACAAAUGGGAUCAAGCAGCUUUCUGUGGAAUUUUACCAAAAAGUUUGUCACAUUUGGGAUCAUUACUGUUACUGUAUCUGAUCGUUAUGUAACAGUGGUUCCAGUUCGGGGUGGCUCUAUGUCUCCCACACUUAAUCCAAAAACCAGCUCUUCUGCAGGAAACUUCUCUGAUGAUUAUGUCUUGGUUGAGAAGUUUUGCGUUGACAAAUACAGAUUUUCACAUGGAGAUGUUGUGGUCUUCAGCUCUCCAUUGAAUCACAAGGAGAGACACAUAAAGAGAAUAGUUGCAUUAUCUGGUGAAUGGUUUGGUAGUCGUCAGAACUAUGAUGUGUUGAAGGUUCCAGAAGGACAUUGUUGGGUUGAAGGAGAUAAUGCGGCUUUUAGCAUGGAUUCAAAGUCAUUUGGACCUGUAAGGUUCUCUUAUCACUUAGUUUAAGAUUCCCUUGGGCCUCAUACGAGGAAGGGUGACCCAUGUUGUGUGGCCUCCACAAAGAAUAGGCGCCAUCCAGAGUCCUCCACGAGAAAGAUUAUCUUCUUUAUAGUUGGAUCCUGAUGAUGCUGUUGCCAGGCCUCCUCAGUGCAGAAUUUUGUGAGUAGAAUCCUUCCUGGAGUAUUCUUUUCUCUUCCCUAAUGUUGUUUUAAUCGGACACAGAAACCAUUCUUUGCUCCAUUUGUUUUGCUUUGCGGAGGAGAAUUACUAUAAUUCAUUUGUUAAUUGGAUUAUAGUAUAACCGUUUAACCCUUCAAUUUUUUUAUAUUUAUUUUUCCCGGAACCGAGCAAUUAAUCAAAAUAGAAAUGAGAUGCAUGAUAUGUUGCUCGUUUUUUAGCAGAAGAGAUUAAGAUGGUAAUAUUCAAAAUUGAUACUUCUA